This is a messenger RNA of Kwoniella shivajii, 5223 nucleotides long. RefSeq lists its product as uncharacterized. Gene Ontology annotation, molecular function: DNA binding. The coding region runs from base 1 to 5223 and encodes 1740 amino acids. Lineage: Eukaryota; Fungi; Basidiomycota; Tremellomycetes; Tremellales; Cryptococcaceae. The record is from RefSeq and is a predicted model, not a curated record. The transcript is spliced from 7 exons.
AUGUCAAAUCAAUACCAACAGCAAGGAGGGUAUAAUCCUGCACAAUUGAAUCCUGCUUUAUUCGCUUCGUUGACUAAUCAAAAUCAAAAUCAGAAUCAAAAUCAAAAUGUGAACGUGAACGUGAAUCCUAAUCAAAUCAUGAACCUGAAUCCAAAUAAUCAGAAUCCUAAUAAUAUCCACUUGAACCUAAAUUCAUUACCUAACGCUCAGCAACAGGGUAUACCUAUGAACCCACAACAAUUGCAAUUGCAACAACAGCAACAGCAACAGCAACAACAGCAACAACAAGGCAAUAUGACAAUGAACGCAGCUUCAUUACAGAAAAAUCCAAAUACCAACACUCUAGAUGGCGCUUUACAGAACAUAAUGUUACCCAUGUUCAAUAGGCUACAAGGUCAGAACGUAGCUAGGGCAGAACAACAAAGACUUGGUAUAAACCCACAACAACCUCACAAUCUACAACAACAACAACCCCAACAACAACAAUCCCUGCAGCAACAACCAAUACCGCAGAAUGUGAAUAUAAAUCCUCAACAACAACAACAACAACAGCAACUAAACCAGCAGCAACAACAACAGUUUCAAGGUAUGGCUCAACAAAUGAAUAUGGCAGGUUUACCAGGUAUGGGAAUAUCAAUGUUGAAUCAACCUACUCAACCGCAACAACAAUUAUCUCAACAACAAAUGUACAUUCAACAACAACAGCAACAACAACAGCAACAGCCGAACCAAUCACAACAAUCCAAUUUUAAUAUCCACUCGCAGCAACAAGGUCUAGCGCUUCAGAACGCACAACAACCUCAACAUCAACAGCAACAGCAACAAAUGCAAGGUAAUCCAGGGAUCAACGUGAAUAAUCUAGUCGGAGAUUCGGAACAGGGUAGAAGAAUGAUGCUACAAAAUAUGUUAUCCCAGGCUACCAACGCUACUCAACCUCCUCCUACACAACAGCAACAGCAACAGCAACAACUACCACCGCAAAUGCCAAUACAGCAACAGCAACAACCACCGAUGCCAAAUCAACAGCAACAAUCUCUACAGCAGCAAGCGGUCAACAUAAGUGGGAUAAGUCCACAGAUCGCAGAAUUGUUUCGAGCCAGACCAGAGAUUGCUGAAGCCGUCUUCAAGAAGCAUAAUGGCAAUACAGCUGCUGUCAUUGCUGAUAUGCAGCGUACAGUGGUAAUGAUGGGUCAACAAGCUCAACAAAGAGCAAGAGAACAAGCUCAACUUCAAGCUCAAGCUCAGAUUCAGGCUCAAUCCCAGAAUCAGAAUCAGAAUCAAAAUCAAGUCAGACCUCAGCUUCCACCACAGCAGAUGCAUCAACAACAUCAACCGCAAGCACAAGUACAACCGCAAUCACAGCAUCUGAAUCAGGCUAUCGGAGUAGGGAUCAAUGGACCAGUAGGUGUAAACCCAGCUAUGGCUUUCCAAGGCCAACCCCAGCCUCUCAAUCAACAGCAACAGCAGCAACAGCAACAAAGACCACCUCAACAACACAUGCAACAGCCUCCUUCGAUACAACCUCAACCUCAGCAGUUGCAACAACCAAGAAUCGUUUCAGAUGGAGGACAAUAUAAUAUGGUUCAACAUGGUUCAAGUCAAGGUCAAGGUCAAGGUCAACAAGGAAACCAGUACGCUAACACGCUGUCUCAAUUGGAAGCUCUUCAACAGAUGAAGGAACGUCAACAGCGUAGUGGGUUGAAAACGCCAAACAUUCAACAACCAAAUUUACCUUUGGCUUCGCCCCAACAAGCCUUGCCGAAUAUGAAUAUUUCACCUGGAAACAAUGCGCUAGGGGGGAAUAUGCCUCAACAGUUCCAAGGUCUGCAUCAAAACAAUAACCAACAACCAAUACAUCCAGGUCAAUUGCAGCAACAACCACAACAGCAGCAUCAAAUCCAGGCACAAAGACACACACCGCAGUUGGCAGCCCAACCAAUUCAGGCUCAAAUCCCUCCUCCUCAAAGACCUCAAUCACAGAAUCAGACCCACCAAUCGCAAUCGCAAACGCCUCAAUUACAAACUCCCAUCCUAGCAUCAGGUUCAAUGGCUCCUCCACCAGGAGGUGCCAAAUCCACAUAUUUCGAACAAAUCCCCACUUGGGCUAAUGAUAGACUGAUCGCUGCGACUGUCAUGGUUUCGAAGAAACUCUUUGAAGGUAAUCAGGCUGGGAACACAAAUGUCAACGAGCAAAUGAGUAAAUUCCAUCUGUUAUUAUUGAUUGCGGAAAUAAAGAAAAGGAAUAUUGUCAUCCCUCAAGAUGCUUUGAACGUUGCGUCCGCUUUUAUGAACGUGCCGAAUGCCACGCAAAGAUUGAUUGGUAUGGAUGCAAAUGAUCUUCUCCAAAUUGCAACUAGCAAUAUCAUGCGAUUGACUCCAAGUCAAAAUCAAUCGCAGAAUCAACAACAACAGCAAGUACAAAUGCCCAAUCAACCACAACAUGCGCGCCAACGGUCAUAUCAAGGUCAACCUCCUCAGCAAGGAAGUCAAAAUAACCCCAUUGAAUUAGUAACCCCUACAAUGAAUAACCAAAUGAACUUACCACAACAGUUCUCAACGCCUGUUCAGCCAAAUGUAGCUCCGCAACAAUCCCAAGGCAUGCAGUCUCAGCCACAACAGCAGCAGCAAUUCAUUGCGCCUCAGCAACAGCAGCAGCAGCAACAACAACCCCAACAACAAUGGGCACCUAACCCUACUCCGCCCCCUGGACCUUCUAUGAGUUUGGAAUCGGUGAACAUCCCCGAGGAGAAUUUCUGGUCAUCUCUGAGGCAAAUACAUCAUGGUAAUGGUAUACAAAAUCCUCUUGUGGAAGGCAAACAAGUGAAUCUGUAUAAGUUAUUCCAAAUCGUGCUGAAGAAUAAUGGAAGUGCAAUGAUUGAAUGGCCUAAAUGGACUAUUGUAGCUGGUCAACUAGGAUUCGCGUCCGAACCUGGUCAACCUGGUCAACCGCCAUUAUCGAAUACCAACGUUGCGCAGCAAAUCAGGGCUUGUUACGCUCAGAUCCUUCAACCUCUCGAGAAUGUCUUUUUGGCCAGAUUACAACAGUCUAGGCAAAAUAUAGGCCAACAACAACCACAACAACAACCGCAGCAACAAGCGCAACAACCACAGCUGCAACAACAGCCAGCUCAACCACCUCAGCAAUCGCAAAUUCAACAACCUCCACAAUUCCAACAACCCUCACAGCAACAGCAAGGACAGCCUCAAAUUCAAUCACAGCCGUCUCAAAGCCAGGUGCCACAACUCAAUGAACAGCAAAAGAGAUUCCUCGAAGCUGCCAAGAACGCUUCUGGACCCGGUACAGGUACGCUGGAAGGACUAGCGCAGCAAGUCACACAACAACCCCAACAAUUCCCUCCUCAAGCACAGCAACCGACACCAUCCACGAGUAAUGCUGUUCCUGACAUUCAACAACAGCAAUCUCAGAAUAUCAAUCAAGGACAGGCAUAUGGAAUUAAAGGUAACCCAAUGAAGAUAUACGAGUUUAUCAAAUCACAAGAGACUCAAGUUAGGAAUAAGCUCGAGAAGAACCCGUCAAUACCGUCAAUCGACAAAGAAGCUUAUCGAACUGAAUUACAACAGUUGAUGCCAAUCAUCAAAGAAGCUGAAAACAGGGUCCCGAUGUUUUUGAUGAUGAUGCAGGAAAUGGGCGCUCCAGAAAUGUCAGCUGGACCCCAGAUUGUUUCGAUGUACACCUCCGCUUUGUAUGCCAAUUCAGCUGCAGAUUCCGACCGAUACAUUCUCAACGUAUCCGAUUUGAACCGGAUAAAGUUGGGACUCGCUCAACUCAUGUCCCGUGCUCAAUCAAUGUACAGAGCCAUGCUGGAUAAGCCUGGAGGUUCAACACUGUUACGAAACAUUGCGUCUGCGUUGAGCGCCGCGAAAAACAGCUUGAAUGGCCAAAAUCAAUCUCAAGGUCAAAAUCAAGCUCUAGCUCCCUUGACUGGCGGUGGACAAUCUCAAGCUCCCGUCCAACUUGCAGGAGAAUCACCUGCGAAUCUCGCAGAAGCCAUUGCAGCUCGACACAAGAGUUUGAGAGUUGAAGAUCUCAAACCACCACCAGCUAAACGAUCAAAAGGAACGAAAGGGUCUCCUGCUACGCCUGGUAAUGCACAAACUCCAGAAGCUAAAACUCCAGCACUGACAGGUCAAGGUGCUACUCCUACUGAAUCUCCUGGCUCUGCCAAACGUCCCAACGCCAAUACAAGCGGUAGUGGCAACAAAAGGAAAAGACAAUCUUCGAUGGCAAAUUCAACAACAUUGACAGGAACCGGUAAUGCAUUGCAAAGUGUUGUUGGUAAAACACCUAAACAAUUAAUGGCUGAAGUCAAAGAAUCCAUGUCGAAAACUUCUUCUUCUACCUCAGUCAGAAAUAGAUCAACUUCCAUUCUCACCUCCAACAAUCUGAUGCCUGCCCCUCCUACAUCGAUAUCUUUACCUUCUUCUUCUGCAACGGGAUUAUCAAACAACGCUCUGGGGAUAGAUUUGACCCCUAACGAAGUUGUGGCUCAGAACGAAAUGAACGAAAACAAAUUGUUCUUCAAUAAUCAAAAUUCAUUAUCUCAAGCUGCUGGUAUACGGAUAACAGCAAAUGGCUCAAAUUCAGUAGCUGGACUAUCAUUAGAUGCGUGGCUGACUUUCACUCAAGCUUACGAAGCGUUCCAAGCUACCCAACAGUCUGCGAAUACUCCUAUAUAUCCUUCGGGCCAUAUUGUACAGAACCAAGGUCAAGAUCAAACUCGGGGACAAACCCAGACGCAAGCGCAGAAUCAACAACAGAGAAACCUAAAUAAUGGUAAUGAGAAUGGUGAAAAGGAUAUGUUUGAACAGUUCAUUGAUGUAACUCAAUUAACUGAUGAUCUACCUACACCCGAACUAUACAGACCAAACUCUUAUUUGCUUACCGAUACCACCAAUAAUGGUAUAUCAAAUGGUACGGAAGAGGAAAGUGAUAAUUCACCUGAAUCAAUUAAAACAGUAGCUUCAACUUCAAUACCGUUGAUUGGAAUAUCGCAUCUUGGUGCAGGAGUACCUCUUCAAGCUGAAGACAAAGAGAAAGGCAAAUCAACGGACUUCCAACCAGAACCGGAUUCAGAUGAAGUGAAUGUCGGUUUGGGUCUGGGUCUAGGAUUGGGAUUGGAAAUGAAUGGGUAUAUAAUGGGAAGCGAAGAAAGUGGGAUUUAUAAUGGUGGAAUCUUCUGGAAUGGGAAUGAAGCUUAUUGA